Cyprinus carpio (common carp) is the source of this 1123-nucleotide messenger RNA. Its product is annotated as protein SNORC. Gene Ontology annotation, biological process: cartilage development. Lineage: Eukaryota; Metazoa; Chordata; Actinopteri; Cypriniformes; Cyprinidae. The record is from RefSeq and is a predicted model, not a curated record.
GCAGGAGUGGAAAGACUCACUUAUCUGGGUGUACAGAGGGUGGGCAGUUACCAGAAGAGUUGACAAAAGUCUGCACUGUCUAUACAGAGUCCUCCCACCUAAACCCAGCUUACCCCUACCUCUCUCGCUCAUUUGCUCUCUGUGUGCUUUCAUUAACGUACCAGUCUAGGAGCAGUGAGCAGAAGUGUCCGGCCAGGAACCAUGGGCGUCAGUAGCAGUAACAGCGGUUUGUCUAGGCUCGUCUUCAUUGGCGCUCUGGCCAUCUGCAUGGCUUUUGUGCAGUCAGAAACAGUUGAUGAUUCCUCACCUACACUGAAGUAUGAUAAUCAGGACACACUAUCCGGUGCUGGAGGCUUCGAUGUGACAACAAAAAUCCCUGUUCAAGACCCCAAAGAAAACACCCACACCUAUGAUUAUGAAGAUGCUACAUACUCCAUAACCCUGGAUGAGGAGGAAGUUGUGCUGGGGCCAGGUGCCAUCACAGCAAUCGUCAUCGCCGUGUUCCUCGGAGCCUCUGUUCUUCUCGCUCUCAUUGUGAUCACGCUCAGAAAGUUCACUGCCUCUUAAGGGACAUUUAUGUGUUUUCAUUUCCUCCCUUCCUCAAUCCCAUCUCUUCUUUUUACUCUUCUCAAACUGUAUUUUCAAGUGUCUCGUUGGUGGCAGGUCCUUUGUGUUUUUUUUAUGCUAUAAAACUGAAGACAGAGAAAACCAGAAUCAGGUUGAACAAAAAAGUAACUGCAAUCAAGAGAAAUUAUGGAUGCAUUUGUUUGGUGACCAUAUAAUCAAUGUCGAUAUCCUCUUGUAAUAAGGUUUAGACUGAAAUAUUUCAAGGUAGAAUUAUUAUAUUAGAGACACGUUUUAAGAUAUAGUUUAAUACCAUCCAUGUGCAACUAGGUUUUUUUCAUACUGUAUUUUAAUGUAUACCAAUAUUCUUGUCAUUCUAGAUUUGAGUAGAAUGAUCAUGUCCUUUAGAGUUUAAGAUAAAGUGUGUGUACAGUAUGAAUUAAGAGAAAUCAAAGCAGUCUUUCAGAGUGAGUGUUUUAAUUGAACUUUUAUACAUAAACAGAUGAAUCUGUUUGUCACCUUAUGAUUGGUCAUUGAACAGAUAAAGAGACAAUGUUUA